Oreochromis aureus is the source of this 3125-nucleotide messenger RNA. RefSeq names its product S-adenosylmethionine synthase-like. Gene Ontology annotation, cellular component: cytosol. Gene Ontology annotation, biological process: S-adenosylmethionine biosynthetic process. Lineage: Eukaryota; Metazoa; Chordata; Actinopteri; Cichliformes; Cichlidae. The transcript has 11 exons. Gene Ontology annotation, molecular function: methionine adenosyltransferase activity; ATP binding. The coding region runs from base 76 to 1407 and encodes 443 amino acids. The record is from RefSeq and is a predicted model, not a curated record.
CAAGAAGAGUGCCUGACGAGCCCAGUUAUAAACUUUGUGAUCUCCCUGAACAUCAGCAGGAUCAGUUUUCAGAAGAUGAACACCCACCCACGCAAACCAAACGCAGAGUUAUCCGGCUGCACGGCCGUAGGACUCUGGUGUUGGAUGGCACCCAGCCUGUGCGUGUCUCUGGAACAGCUUUCAUCAGAAAGACUUCACACUCCUUCAGUCUGCACAGCAUUCAGAAUGAAUGGCACAGUGAAUGUGAGCGAUGAGCUUACUCCUCAUGACUUCAUGUUUACGUCCGAGUCUGUGGGAGAGGGACAUCCUGAUAAGAUAUGUGACCAGAUCAGUGAUGCUGUGCUGGACGCUCACCUGAGGCAAGACCCUGAUGCUAAGGUGGCUUGUGAGACGGUAUGUAAGACGGGCAUGGUGCUGCUCUGUGGGGAGAUCACGUCUCGAGCCAACGUGGACUACCAGAGGGUGGUGAGAGAAGUCAUCCAGCAUAUUGGUUACGAUGACUCGCAGAAAGGAUUCGACUAUAAGACCUGUAACGUGCUGGUAGCCCUGGAGCAGCAGUCACCUGACAUCGCUCAGGGAGUUCAUAUCGAUCGCAUGGAGAGCGAAAUCGGAGCUGGAGACCAGGGUCUGAUGUUUGGAUACGCCACAGAUGAGACAGACGAGUGCAUGCCCCUCACCAUAGUCCUCGCCCACAAACUCAACGCUAAGAUGGCCGAGCUGAGGCGAAAUGGGACGGUCCCCUGGCUCCGCCCAGACUCAAAGACACAGGUAACAGUUCAUUACACCCAGGAAAAUGGCGCUGUGAUCCCCAAGAGAGUGCACACUGUGGUGAUCUCUGUGCAGCACAAUGAUAACGUGUGUGUGGAGGAGCAGAAGAAGGUGCUGAAGGAGAAGGUCAUCAAAGCCGUGGUGCCUUCACACUACCUGGAUGAGGACACCAUCUAUCACCUGCAGCCCAGCGGACGCUUUGUGAUCGGAGGGCCGCAGGGUGAUGCAGGAGUGACGGGCAGGAAAGUCAUCGUGGACACAUACGGUGGUUGGGGGGCCCACGGGGGCGGAGCUUUCUCCGGAAAGGACUACACCAAGGUGGACCGCUCGGCCGCCUACGCUGCACGCUGGGUGGCAAAAUCUCUAGUGAAGGCCCAGCUGUGCAGGCGGGUACUGGUGCAGGUGGCGUAUGCGAUUGGAGUGGCCCACCCGCUCUCCAUCUCCCUCUUCACCUACGGCUCCUCUCCAAAGAGCGAGAAGGAGCUUCUGCAGAUCGUCAAUAAAAACUUUGACCUCAGACCUGGAGUCAUAGUCAGAGACCUGGACCUAAAGAGACCAAUCUACCAGAAGACGGCAUGCUACGGACACUUUGGCAGGAAGGAGUUCCCCUGGGAGGUCCCGAAGAACCUCAACUUCUAGUGUGUGUGUGUAUGUGUGUGUGUGUGUGUGGUGGGGUCCAUAUGGCCUUUUUUCAUUGGUCUGAGUCAGAGGUGUGGGUGGGUCAGAGGUGUUCCAGCUGUUGGUGACAAAGUCCCUAAAUGACAACUCUGAAGCAUGAGAGAUAUUUACACUUUAAAUCUAAACUGCUAAAGAAAAAAAAACAAUAAACUGAGUGGAUGACCAAAUUUUAAAGGAGAAAAACCGUGAAUGGGUCAUGUCUUAAGAGUUUCAGUGAGUUUUUAAAGAGCCAGUGGGGAUUCUGCACGUGUUUGAGGUUUUCUCGGUCGCGUUGGCUCUGAUCUCAAAUGACAAUGUUCUAGGAAAAUCCUUCAGAAAUUUAUACAUGCGCUCUUUUAUGAUUAUUUCAGUGGCAAACUCCGACAGUCAGCUAAACCUCUUUGAAUAAUCUUUAUCACAAGUGUCUCAGUUUUGCCUGGAUAAAAAUGAACUUCCAUCCAUCCAAUUAAGGGUCACUGGGGGGGUGGAGCCUUUCCCAGCUACCAUAGGGCGAGAGGCACAUACAACACAUCGCACUCAACUGAUAAAAUUCACAUCUAUAGAAAAUUUAGAGUCGCCACUUAACCCAACUCUACUACCUGUAUGUCUUUGGACUGAUGACACCCUCACAUCAGCUGAUUGUUGUUUUUAAAAGUUGACUUUAGAAGUCAAAAUGACUCAGAAGCGUCUUUAUACUAUACAUAAAAAUACAUUAUUUUAAUCAACUUGCUAUCAGGGGUGUGGGGGUGUACUAGUAGCCGCACCUCUUGGCACGUCUCACUGUUUAGCCAACUUUCCGCUACAUGGCUUGGAUGUGGCAUCCUGCUCCUGUUACAUUGCAUGGAAAGCACAAAAAUUAUUUUGAUGAGAGUUUGCAGUUAAAAGAACAGAAGCUGGGUAAUCUUAAAACUUUGAGGUUUUCUGCAGGUGUAUAAACUUUUCCUCAGCCUUAAUGCAGUUCAGUACAAUAAUGUGAGGUUUUUAAUGAGACGCAGACGACCAAAGAUGAAAACCAAAUGUCCCACAGAGGCUUCAUAUGUUACCAUUUAUUAAAGUGUAAAAUUAAGCUUUUCCUUCCUGCAUGCUUAACAGAAUAUAUAUUUUUUACUAUCAGUUUAGUAUUUUUUUGUUCGUUUGUUUUUCUGUUAGAUACAGAUGGGUACAAAUUAGAAAAAAAACCCAAAACACUAAGUUACUUUGGCCACUGUGUGGCGCCAAAAGAGCUCCGAUGCAUGUUGGUUUUGCUUCAGAACUCAGCAGGAGGGAUGGAACAGUUCUUCUAAAUGCCAGUCAUCAUUUUGGUCUUUUAAUAUGCGUUGAUACAAAAUUUCACAAUUUCUGGUAUUCAUCUCAUCAAACCAUUAUGUCUUCUGCAUGGGAGCCUUUUCAGUUUCAUCAGGAUGGAAAUGUUUAUUCAAUCAGAACAACUUUGUACUGAUUUGCAGUGAAGCUUUCCUCUAAAGGGACAAACAGACCCGGAGCAGAGAUCUCGAGGAUCUUUACAGUUUAAAGCUCAAUAAGAAUGAAUCAGGGGAUUUCUGUGUAUAAAGCUAUCCACAACCCGUUAUGUGUGCACACGCUGCAUCAUUUCAUAUUAACUGUUUUAUUGUUUUACUUUCACUGUACAUUCUAAGAAAUACAAUUUUAUCAAAGUAUUUCUGCGUAGGAUGAAAUUAAAGAUGUUAAACAUUUCACCUUCA